AUGGCGCAAGAAUGGCAGGGUACAGAUGAUCUGCCACCGGUGCCAGAUGAUGAGGAAGGCUUAGGUUCCGAGGAAGCCGAGGCCGAAGCCUACCGGGAUGAAUAUGAGGAUUUCCGACGGUGGCUUCGACAACGUGACCGCGGAGGAGGACGUUACGAACGUCGACCGCGGACGAGGACGACAAGGCGGGAAGAUGAGGACGAGGAGGACGGACCGGACGACUUCUGGACCAAUGCUGGCCCCCCACCCUCCUGGGACGGGGUUCAGUGUCCUUUCGAGGACUACCUGAUCAGGGCGCGAAUCUGGAUCAGCACGACGAAAGCUCGGGCUAGGACACGCGGGCCUUUGCUCUUGAAAGCCCUGAGCGAGACGCCCUUCCAGGAUUUUAAGCAUUUGGCGAAGGAUCCUGCAUGGCUUGCUGACCAGGGAAAUGCCGAGACGCUUCUGAAGAAGAUGGACUCGCCUGAGUACUAUGGAGAUGAUCAGGAGGAGCACCUCCUCGCUUCUUUGGCUCGAGUGACCUACCACCUGAAGCGGCAGAAGAACGAGACGGCCCGUCAGUUUCUUGGCCGUUGGGAGGCAGCCGAGCGGAAGGUACAGGAACACAAGGUGGCCCUGCCUUCCUUGUACCGGGGUUUCUUGAUGAUCAAUGCCCUGGGCCUCACAGAUGGGGAGAUCAAAAUGCUUUUGACCUUCACCCAUGGGUCGAUCGAGCCGAAGGACAUCAAGACCUGGCUGAGGAAGCACGAGACGAAGCUCCAGGCCGGACAGUUGGGCAAUGAGACUACCGCCAAGGGGAAAUCAAGCACGGCCGCCGUGCACUCGGUGGAGCACACUGCGGAUGGGUCCGCGGAACUCUCCGAGGGCGAGGAAGAGCUCGAGACCAUGGAGGCCAUGCUCGCCGAUCUCGCCGACGAGGAAGACACCGGGGCGGACCCGGGAGUCUUUGAAGAGGAGGAAGCGGCCGAGAUCUUGGCCAUGAUGAUCAAGGAGAAGAAGAAGACCUAUACCCAAUCGGCACAGAUUAAGAAGGACAAAGAAUUGGGAAGAGGCUACCGCCAAGGUGGACGACAGUUUGGUCAUCACGACCGCUCCGGGCCGAUCCGACCGGGCACCUACAAGUUGUCCAUUGCCGAGCUGAAGCAGCGAACACGCUGCAAGCGAUGCAACAAGGUGGGACAUUGGCAUAAAGAAUGCACCAAUCCACCGGCCCCUGGACACACAAGGGACCCGAAGGAGACCCACCUCCUGGAGAUCGACCUCGAGCACUAUGACGAUGCUCUCUUUUGUCAUCACUUGGAGGCCGGACCAGCAGACGAUUUCCUCGAAGAGUCCUCAGCCGAGCACGACAUUUUGUCGCAGAGCGUAGAGCCAAGUGGCUACGGCAAAGGCCACCACAGCCGAAACGCCCCGUUUCUUUUAUCGUUGAAGUUCUUGAUGCAGAGCGAAGCGGUCAUCAGCCUGAGGCGGGGUCACCUCAUGCUGCAUCUGACACGUCAUGGGGCGCAGAUUCCACUUCAUGUUGGCCCCCUCCGAACCUUCCAGGUAGCCCUGCUCGCCAUGGACUGCUCGUCUCCGACGAACAAGCGCGCGCGGGAGCAGCCGAACCAGGAGAGGGCGCACGUGAUCUACAUCGCCUGGCAGCGAUUGGUGCUGAAGGUGGCGAUGUUUCUCAGGCCAGUGGCACGACUGGCCGUCCAGGUCUUCAGCAACUCCGUGGAGGCCUCCCUCAACCACGUGAAGGCGCACCUGAAGGACAUCAACCCGGAGGAGCUGGUGUCCCUCCGGAAGGACGUGGACCAGAUCCUGAUGGAACACAAGGACCAGGAGUACGACCUCUUCAUGAAGUUCCGGGAGUGGAAGAAGAGCAAGAAGUCGUCGGCAGCCAGCGGCAGCCGACCGGACAGCUACGUGCUGGUGAAGAACGAGCCGGACAAGAUGUCGGAGGCGUCCCGGUACACCUUCGAUUCGGGAUACACACACUUCAACUGCCGCACCGGCAGUCGGGGGAGACGAUUGUCGACACCAUCACCGGCGAGCCAACCACGAGAACCUCCGCCACCACAACCGGUGACCGACACGGACGUGAGCAUGAAGUCAGGCCAGACGGCCGACAGCACGGCGAUCAAGAUCAACGCGGAGCUCCACGCCAUCGUCACGGACAAGCACGCCCAGCAGGAGAUCUUCACGCAGGCCUACCACAUCCUCGAGCCCAACCAUCCGCUAUGCUACUGCCGGCAUGGCUGCAAGGUGGAACUGAGCGCAACGACCCAGAACCCGAGCCGGGUCUUCUACAAUUGCCGAGCCAAGGAGCCGACCCAGCAGUGCGGCUUCUUCCAAUGGGCGGACGUUCAGCCGCUACUGGACGACAAGUUCGAGGAGACCAGGCGACGAGUUGCCGAGGGUUUCCCCCGGGAUCUGAGCCCGCGCGAACUGCUGGUCAAGAUCCUCCAGGAUGCGUGCCCCCACUUCUCCAAGGUGGGCACGGGGUCGAAUGCGUUCUACAAGCGGGAGCGCUGCAGGAUGUGCAGCAAGCUGCUCUCCGUCGAGAGUCGACAGAAGACGGUGGAGAUUGCCGAGGAGACGGACAAGGAGAGCGAGCUGGAAUCCCACGACGCGACGGAGUACCAGGCCUACCUCCAGUGGAAGAAGGAGCGCUACUAA
Symbiodinium sp. CCMP2456 is the source of this 2664-nucleotide messenger RNA. Lineage: Eukaryota; Dinophyceae; Suessiales; Symbiodiniaceae. The record is from the annotation of a GenBank genome assembly.